AUGAGGCUUACUUCAUGGAAUGUUAGGGGCCUCUUGGCUCCUGACAAAAGAUGCCUGGUCAAGAGAACCUUGGCCAAGCUAGACUCAGAAGUUUAUGUUCUACAGGAGACUAAAUUGAACAAGGAUAAGGCGCUUGAAUUCAUCAAAUAUUGUUAUAAGUGGGAUGGUUUAUUCCAGGAUGCUAGAGGUUUGGCUGGGGGCUUGGGAAUCAUGUGGAAUGCCUCCAAAGUUGAUGUACAAUCCAUUGCUUCCUUUGACCACUGGAUGGCAUGCAUCAUUGUUUGCAAGCAGUCCAAUAUAUCAUAUCCGUUGUUUAACAUCUAUGGACCCAACAGAACGGAGGAAAAACUAAAAGUCUUCAAUCAAGCAAGCCAAUUGGAUACUGGUGAGGUCAUCGUUGCUGGGGACUUCAAUGCUCUCUUAGACAUUGAUGAGAAGGUGGGUGGUCUCCGGAAGCCCACAAAAGUGAUGGAAGAUUUUCAGGAAUUUGUAUCUAAUUGCAAAUUGGUGGAUAUCUUACCAAAGAAUGGUAGAUUCACCUGGACCAACAGAAGACUGAAUUUUGCAAAUAUAUCAUAA
Messenger RNA from Cryptomeria japonica (Japanese cedar), 579 nucleotides. RefSeq lists its product as uncharacterized. Gene Ontology annotation, biological process: base-excision repair. Gene Ontology annotation, cellular component: nucleus. The record is from RefSeq and is a predicted model, not a curated record. The coding region runs from base 1 to 579 and encodes 192 amino acids. Gene Ontology annotation, molecular function: phosphoric diester hydrolase activity; double-stranded DNA 3'-5' DNA exonuclease activity; DNA-(apurinic or apyrimidinic site) endonuclease activity. Lineage: Eukaryota; Viridiplantae; Streptophyta; Pinopsida; Cupressales; Cupressaceae. The transcript has a single exon.